GCAUUGUCUCUCUCUCUCUCUCUCUCUCUACAUCUCUCUCUCUCUCUCUCUCUCUCUAUACAUCUCUCUCUCUCUCUCUCUCUCUCUCUCUCUCUCUAUACAUCUCUCUCUCUCGCUCUCUCUCUCUGUAGAUCAUGCAGCAGAUGAGUGAUCAUAAAUAUGAUAAACUAACAGUUCCUGAUGAUUUGGCGGCAAACUGUGUCUACAUGAAUCUGUCCGGUAAAGGUCACGUGCUGCUCCACUGCACAGCGGAGAAGUAUCCCGACAGCUUCAAGGUGUUUGAGAAACUGAAGGAUCACAUGCUCAUCCCGGUGUCCAAUCAGGAGAAAGAGAAGGUGGAUGGAGCUCUGACCUGCUGCUCCGUCCUCAUCAACAAGAUGAACAAGAUCUGACCGACUCCUCGCCGUUAUGAGCGUCACGCUGAAGCCAUAUGCAAUACUGUAUUCUACCACUAGAGGGCUCUUACUGUAGGACAUGCCAUUGGGUCUCAUUCAUGAAACACCAGCAGAACAAAUGUCUGUGUAAAUCUUUAAAAGCAAAUAUAAUAAAUGUUUUGUUUGGCAAUUUAUGUGGUUUGAGAUUAAUGUGAAACUAUCACGUGACUAUGACACAUCCCCGCAGUCUCUGACGCUUUCGACCUGUCAAUCAUUUUGCGUGUUCUCAUAGUGUUGCAGUGAAUUAUUGAGGCUUAAUGCCGUUCUUAUGCCAUGUUGUUCAUAGCAGGUGCCAGUUGAGGGCGCCGUUUCGCUGCUGUUGUGUUUAACAACCGUUUCUGCGCGAUGUCUGUCUCAAUAAAGCUCAUUCGGUCCGUUGGGAGGGCCGGGGUUUUGGAAAGAGGGGGCGUGGCUAAUCCAACAGCCCAGUCUCGUGGAAGAAGAACGGCUAAAAUCGCGUCAGGCACCUUUAAAUGUAAAAUUACAAAUAAAGGUUAAAAAAUGUAUUGGCCAAGUUUUCCCCCAAUUUAUUUUUUUACCAACAUUUCAU
Molecule: messenger RNA, 984 nt
Organism: Xyrauchen texanus (razorback sucker)
Lineage: Eukaryota; Metazoa; Chordata; Actinopteri; Cypriniformes; Catostomidae
Product: N(G),N(G)-dimethylarginine dimethylaminohydrolase 1-like
Exons: 2
Coding region: 135-392 (85 amino acids)
Biological process (GO): arginine metabolic process; positive regulation of nitric oxide biosynthetic process
Molecular function (GO): amino acid binding; dimethylargininase activity
Source: RefSeq, a predicted model, not a curated record